This is a messenger RNA of Cheilinus undulatus (humphead wrasse), 1184 nucleotides long. It is a transcript of the gene dnajc17, whose product is annotated as DnaJ (Hsp40) homolog, subfamily C, member 17. Gene Ontology annotation, biological process: spliceosomal complex disassembly. The coding region runs from base 92 to 1039 and encodes 315 amino acids. Gene Ontology annotation, cellular component: spliceosomal complex. The record is from RefSeq and is a predicted model, not a curated record. Lineage: Eukaryota; Metazoa; Chordata; Actinopteri; Labriformes; Labridae. Gene Ontology annotation, molecular function: RNA binding. The transcript has 11 exons.
CAACAACAAAUCGGUGUUUUAGCCCAACGCUAACGUAGCGUUCACGCUUGUGAUUUUUCUGUGUUAGUGUGGAAGCUAGUUGCUGGAAGAAAUGUCCGGAAAGGCCAAAGACAUCCUACAGAUGGACCUGUAUGGUUUACUCGGCAUUGAAAGCUCUGCUACAACGAAAGAGAUCAAGAAAGCUUAUCGACAAAAAGCCUUGACAUGCCAUCCAGACAAGAACCCAGACAAUCCAAAAGCAGUGGAGCUCUUCCACCAAUUGUCCCAGGCUCUUGAGGUGCUAACGGAUGCUGCUGCCAAGGCUGCCUAUGAUAAGAUUUGUGCUGCUAAGAAACAAGCAGAAGAAAGAAACAGGAAACUAGAUGACAAGAGGAAGAAAAUUAAGCUAGACUUGGAGGCCAGAGAACGACUAGCAGAAACUCAGACCCAGGAGGAGGUGCAAAUCACACGAACACUUGAAGAAGAGAUUGCCCGUUUGAGAGAGGAAGGCUCCAGGCAGCUAGAGGAGGAACAGAGACUCAUCAGAGAGCAGAUCCAGAGGGAGAGAGAAGCACAGGGGCAGCAGACAGGAGGCUACACUCAGAGAAACUCAGGAGUGGAGAGGUGUUCACAGAGCAGUGUGACCCCCAAAUUAAAGCUUAAGUGGAAGUGCAAGAAAGAUGAUGAGACAAAUGGAGGCUACUCUCAAGAGAUUCUUUUCAGACUUCUACAAAAGUACGGGGAUGUUUUAAAUGUGAUCGUCUCCAGUAAGAAGAAAGGAAGUGCUGUGGUUGAAUUUGCAACUGUAAGAGCAGCUGAGCUUGCAGUGAAGAAUGAAAGUGGCCUGAGUGAAAACCCGUUGAAGAUAUCCUGGCUUGAGGGACAGCCCGAGGUUAUCAACACAUCAGCUCAACCUGGCCAGUUUGUAUCCUCACAGGGCUCUCUGACCAAUGAACGGGACUACGAGAGCGUGGUGAUGAUGAGGAUGCGGCAAGCAGCUGAGCGACAGAGACUCAUAGAACAAAUGCAGAGAGAAGACGAGGAGGAUGCCGGCUCAUAGCACAGCAGGACCCUGCUCGGUACAAACCUGCAACUAUUAAAUAAAUCAAACUGUUUCAGGCUUUAGUUUCAUAAAGCCUCCUUGGUGUUCUAUUAUGUUUUUAUGUUUUACACUGUGGCCAAAUAAAUCUUUUUAACAGUUAAAA